Haemorhous mexicanus (house finch) is the source of this 3260-nucleotide messenger RNA. It is a transcript of the gene BBOX1, whose product is annotated as gamma-butyrobetaine hydroxylase 1. The transcript is spliced from 7 exons. The annotation marks the transcript as partial. The record is from RefSeq and is a predicted model, not a curated record. Gene Ontology annotation, biological process: carnitine biosynthetic process. Gene Ontology annotation, cellular component: mitochondrion. NCBI's taxonomy places the organism in Eukaryota, Metazoa, Chordata, Aves, Passeriformes, Fringillidae. Gene Ontology annotation, molecular function: iron ion binding; gamma-butyrobetaine dioxygenase activity.
AGAGCCCAGAAGGCGGAGGAGGCGGCCCCGCGGCCCUGCGGAGCGCAGACUCGGUGUCCCGAGUCCCGGUGUCCCGGAGAGCGGCGGAGCUGGCUCAGCAUGAGCCCGGCCGUGCGGAAGGUGCGGGCUGCGGGCGAGGGCCACUUCGUGUGCGUGCAGUGGGAGGACGGGAGCGAGAGCAGCUACCCCUGCGUGUGGCUGCGGGACAGCUGCCAGUGCCCACUCUGCUUCCUGCCCUCCGCCGGGGCGCGCAGGCUGCUCCUCGAGGAUCUGGAUGUCGACAUCGUGGUGAAGCAGGUUGCUCUAGCAGAUAGCAAAAAGAUCUCUAUUACAUGGCCUGAUGAGCACACAAGUGAAUAUGAAGCUGAGUGGUUGAAAAAAAGAUGCUUCUCUGAAGAAGCCAGAGCUGUAAUGCGAGCAGAUUUAUUUUUGCCAGAACAUAAGUACUGGGGCUCAGACCUUCAGCUUCCCAAAACACCUUUUGAAGAGAUCAUGUACAAUGAUGAAAGUGCAUACAGGUGGUUGUGCACGCUAAAGAAGGUAGGAAUUGUUCUACUGACAGGAGCUGCUACAAGGCAGGGAGAAUUGAUUAGACUUGGCCGCAGGAUUGGGUUCCUGCGUCUCACAUUUUAUGGACCGACUUGGCAAGUGCAAGACAAAGCAGAUGCUAACAAUGUAGCAUACACAACUGAGAGACUCUGCUUUCACACUGAUUACCCUGUUCUGCAGCAUCCACCCGGGGUUCAGUUUCUUCAUUGUAUAAAACAAACAGCUGCAGGAGGUGAAAGUGAAGUUGUAGAUGGAUUUCAUGUAUCCAACAAGCUGAAGAAACAAAAUCCUGAGGCAUAUCAGAUCCUGUCCUCUACUGCAGUAGACUAUGCUGAUGUUGGGGUGGAUUACUGUGAUUUUGCUGUGCACUGUAAACAAAGGAUUAUAGACACGGAUUCCAGAGGCCAAGCAAUUCGCAUCAAUUAUAAUAAUGCAACAAGAGACACGGUGUUUGAUGUACCAGCUGAAAAAGUGAGGCCAUUUUAUGCAGCUCUAAAGGAAUUUAAUGAUUUAUUGAACAGCACAGAACACAAGUUUACUUUCAAGAUGAAACCAGGAGACAUACUGACAUUUGAUAACUGGCGUGUGCUCCAUGGUCGCCAAGGCUACCCAUCCUGUUCAGAAGUGACACGUCACCUGGAAGGUGCCUAUGCAGACUGGGAUGUAGUCAUGUCAAGGCUCCAGCUCCUUAGGAAAAGGGUCCUGAAGAGGGAUUGAGCUUCCUUCUAAUUAGAAUGAGCAAACAUAGAUUCUCUAACCUCAAACACAACAGCAAUAUUAAAAAAAAUGAGUCUUCUUUUCAGAAACUACAUGAGUUUGACAAGGGCUUGUCAUAGAACUAAGGUAGAGGCUUUGAACUGACAGAGGGUAAGUUUUGCAGAGGGGCUGGAAUGAGAUGGUCUUUAAGGUCCUUUUCAACCCAAACCAUUCUAUGAGUCUGUCAUAAAUAUAUUUUUGGUUUCUAUAAGCUAAGAAACAUUUUGUUCAUAACAAUUUAAGAUUUAUCUGUGCCCUGAUCUUUGAAUCUAGGAAAUACAUUGCUAUGUCUGUAAGUUUCUGUGCUUUUAUAAAAGCAGUAUGCAAAGUGGCUUGAAAGAUUAUCACUUCACUGCAGAUCACAAUGCCUUCCUUUGCCUCUACAUAUCUACCUGCCCUCCCAAGAAGGCUUGAAAGAUAAAAGGAAAAAAGUAUCAUUAAGUAAAUUUUGUUAUGAACAACACCUUUCUUUAUUUUACUUUCGUACUAUCAAAAAAAAAAAAAAAACCACUGCCAUGAUGUUAUUUUUAAAAACACACCUUUCUAGGUAGGACUCUGCUGUAAUACAUGAUGUCAUUGAACAGAGGCUGUAUUUUCUAUAUCCCACUGUACAUGUUUUGAUUAUCACAGCCACAAAUAAUUUUCUUUACAUGCCCAAGUCCAUAAGCUCAGAAAUCAUAAACCUACCAAAGAAUGCAUCAUAUUAAUGUUCCUCUGCAAUAGGAAGAAUAAAUCACUCUCAGUGUAGAGGUCACAGAAAGGAUCAAAAAUCCUAUCAAAAAUCCUAAUGUAGAGGCCAUGUAAGGACCUAAGGUCUGUACAGCAGAUUUUUGAGUAAAGUCAAAAGGAGGAUUCCUGAUGAUGCUUGGUGGCUAGAAACUACAAAGCAGAAGUGGCUAUUGACUUUGCAUGUGACAGAAAUGUGGCAACUGAACCCAAAUCCAUUUUUGUUACACCCACCUCCAACAGGUCUUUAGGAUGUUUUCCUCUACUCUGGAUUCUGAAUAAAAAUCACAUUAUCUAGAAAUGACUGCAGCCAAAGUAGUGGAGUUCUUUCCCUACAUUCAGAUGCCAAAUGAAAAAAGAAAGAAUUUUAAAGUACUUGUUUUCAUACUCAACAACAUGUCCACUGAGUUUAUUUUUCACUGUUCUUAUAGCUGCAGAGUUAACAGGAUGCUCCUCACCAUGCUGCGAGCUGGACAAAAUAGCCACUCUUCCACCCUCAAAUCCUUCUGUUUACCUCUGUGUUUUCAAACUGUCCCUUCCAAGUCAAAUAAAUCCCAGUCUCUUCUUGGAAGGGUAACACAGAACUACAACUACAGAAUUAAAUAACCAUGGAAUUAAAAUAAGCCAGGUUAGGUGGAGCUUUGAGCAACCUGAUUUAGUGGACCUGAUUGAGGGGGACUGGAACUGGAUGGUCUUUAAGGUCCCUUCUCAGUCCACUCUAUGAUUCUAUGACCUAAAAUCAGUUUGCAAACACUUCCAUAGCUCCUGCUCAUCAUUUAACAACAGAUAUCAGCUGAAUAAUCAGACAAAACUCAAUUAGGCCUAUUUGUCGUAGGGCAGUUUGAAUGUAGUCCUCUUUAUUAAAUAGUGUAAUGUUAUUGACAAAGUUAUGACCUCAUUAAAUAGUCUAACAAAAUUGGGGUUUAGGGGUAAUUAAAUGUCUCAGUGCCUUCUGUAAUAAAUCUGGAAACAUGAGGAAAUUUUUUUUUUUUUGUCUUUGCAAGAAGGAAAAGCUGAGGAAAGAUUAAUACCUACAUUCAUAAUGCUCUGCAUUAACUGUGAUAUUUUUCAUAUAAAACUGGAGAGAAUGUUGCAAUUUAUAACAGUUAAGACAUCUUUUGAUUUAUACUAGUCGUUAAUAGGGAAGAGAUUAUUUUCCACUUGUAUUCUUUACUUUUCUGCACAUUUUAAUUAAAAUUUCUUUUUAUUAAAAGCUUUUAUGGAACUGA